Molecule: messenger RNA, 785 nt
Organism: Dendronephthya gigantea
Lineage: Eukaryota; Metazoa; Cnidaria; Anthozoa; Malacalcyonacea; Nephtheidae
Exons: 3
Coding region: 39-785 (248 amino acids)
Source: RefSeq, a predicted model, not a curated record
GUUUAUUUUGUUUUUCCUAGAAGUGAUCGAUACUCCUUAUGGGUAAUCAAUGGUUUCUCUACUUUCUUCUGUUCACUUUGGAAAACAAUGGAGCUGAAAUUGAAUACAUCUUUUAUUCAAACGCCACUCACAUUUCCUAUGUUUCUAUUGAUGGUGGAGAAUCUAAAGCCUUGGUGAAGACACCAAGCGCGACUCUUGCUUACGACGAACUGAACUACCGUUUUUGGUAUUAUAAGGACGGUGAGAAACUGUAUAACUCAAAUUUGGAUGGGAGUAAUUUUAAAAAUGUUUCGGUUCCAUCAAAUUUUGGUCCCUUUGCUGUUGAUGCAGCGAAUCAAACUGUCUAUUAUCUCACCAAGACUGAUUUUAACCUUAAAUUGAUUGACUACGAUGGGAACGACUUACCAGAUAUUGGUGUGUUACCAAACAAUGAUUUCAGGGAUUUGCAAAUCGACACCCAUAACAGAACAAUAUUUUUCACCACUGAUCUUACAAACAAUCGAAAUCUCAUCCGGUACAGUUUUGCUGAUGGAACUGUUCAAACUCUUCACUCUGGUGUUCCUGGAAUAGGCACUCAUCUUGCGCUUGAUAUCUGGAAUAAAACUGUAUACUGGAUUCUAUUCACUUCUGAGACAAAUUACAAGAUAUUAAAAACAACGUACGAUGGUCAGACUACACAGAUAGGAACAGAUCAAUCAGGAAGUAUUACAACCGUGGACAUUGCAGAUGGAAAUGGAUAUUAUUAUCCUCGAUACAACAACAUCGAAAAUGAUACAUAUAAUUAA